Messenger RNA from Rodentolepis nana, 1095 nucleotides. The record is from the annotation of a GenBank genome assembly. Lineage: Eukaryota; Metazoa; Platyhelminthes; Cestoda; Cyclophyllidea; Hymenolepididae.
AUGGCCCAACCACUCGACGAUCCACAUAUGAGUCCUCGUUACCCACCCUGCGGAAUGUUGCCACUCCCCCUGCAGUCCCCCUUUGGGUUAGCUUCAGCACUGGCUCCUCCCUCCCGUCUUCCCCACCUUCCACCACCACCCCCUCCUGCACCGGGGGCUUGCGCUCCCCAUCCGAUGCUUAUGCUGCAAUGGAUGCGGUCCAUUUUGGGGGCAGCAGCAACUCAGGGAGGCCCUGGGGGACUAUCACCGACUUCUAAUACGCCUCCCGCAAGUAGUGGGGGUAGUGAAGGGGUAUUUAACACUACACCUGCCGCAUCGGAGGCUUUGCAUUUGGCGGGAUUGUUAAGCGGCGGAGUGAAGUGUGGCGCUUCGCCACUGGGGGUGGUGUCACCACAUCCAAAUCAUCCUGUGCCACCACCACCACCACCAACGCAACCGACAACUAUACAAGCGCCAUCACAGAUGAAUCCCUACUCCCAUGGGCAGAUGAAUUGGCAAAAUGAUAGUCAGGAUGAAUCUGAGCAGCUGAGACGAUUUCGACAGGCGCUCUGCACUGGAAAUCUCGACCCACAAACAAUGAAGAUCUAUCAGAAUUUUAGAUAUUCCUUGAAAAUGAGGGUUCACGGAACCCCACGUCGCAAAAAUACAACACGUGAAACUACGGGUCUUCUGAAAGCUUGGCUUAAUGAGCAUAGAAAGAACCCCUACCCAAACAAGAGUGAGAAGAUAAUGCUGGCUGUUAUCACGAAGAUGAGCUUGACACAAGUUUCUACAUGGUUUGCGAAUGCUCGACGAAGGCUGAAGAAGGAGAACAAGGCAAGUUGGAGCUUGGCUUCAUCUCUGGAUCAACAUUUUCCCGAUUUGGAAGAUGAAGGACUUUCUGCCACCACGGGAGAUAUGUACCCCACGGAUCAAGUUCCAACUCCUUCUGGUCAACGUGAUAUUUCACCUUCGCAUUCACAGUCUUUUGAGAAAAAUGAAGUGGAUUUUGAGCAAAAUAUAACCGAAGAUGCAUUAAUGUCGGCCGCUAAAUCUGUCGAAUCUGGAAGGAAUAGAAAAAUCUGGUCUGUUGUUGAGAUGACGGAAGAGCGAUAA